UCUGUCUUUCCACCACCAAGUUCUUAUAGCUUUGUGAUAUCUAGACUUGGAGAGGCUAGCCCGUACUGAGUGCAUCUGAAUAACACCCAAUUUUCGGUUGUGAUAGCUUGUGGGUAUUCUCAUUUUUCGUAUCUCCAGAUCCUUAUACUUUCCAUAUCAGCUAGCAUAAACAUUGUUGAACAGGCAGGGUAUUUUUCUGCAAAAUUCAUAAUAUUUUCAAUAUUUAUACUCUAUUCAGUGUAGCGACUGGAAUUCGCCAUUGGACAGAAGUUCAACUGUUAUAAUUGAGAUUUUGUUGGUAUCUGAUCAUUAGUUUAUAAGCUAUCUUGAUUUACAAUCCCACAGUCUUCACUUACUAGCUAAUAAUAUCAUGGUCAAACCGGUAUUACAAGAGGCAACCCUCUUUCCGGAACUCUACGGACUCAGACGGUCCCACAGAGAAAGACGUGCUGCCAUCGUCGAAAGUGAAAGUGAAGAAGAACCUAUUCCAAAGAGAAGGAAGAAGAAAGCUCAACGAACUGAAGAUUACGGUGAUGAAAACGAAGAAGAUGAAGAAGACGACGCGGAAGACUCUGAGGACGAAGAUUUUUACGACAAGCCUCUUGCGAAGAAGAAGAAGAAGACAAUUAUACAGAAGAAGAAGAAGAAAUCAUCUGUGAAACUGGAACCUUCGGUUCCUGCUGAGAUCAGAUUCUCGUCGAGAAAUAACAAACAGGUUAACUAUGCCGUUGAUUAUGAUGACGACGACGACUUGCUUGAAAGUGAACCAGAACUUGACGAAAACGACGAAGACGUAAAUGGAGAUUACUACUACUAUCAACAAGCCAAUGAAGAUGAAAACGAAAGAGGUAUCGAUCUCGUCAUGGAUCACAAACUAAACGAAGAAAAUCCGGAAAAGACUGGUGACCCGAAGCUAGACUACUUGUUCAGAAUUAAGUGGACAGACCAAUCGCAUUUGCAUAAUACUUGGGAGCAGUGGAAUGACUUGAAGGAGUACAAAGGUAUCAGAAAAGUCGAAAACUACAUCAAGCAAUUCAUAAUAUAUGAUCAAGAGAUCAGAAACGAUCCUUUGACGACUAGGGAAGACAUAGAAGCCAUGGACAUUGACCGCGAAAGAAAACGCGAUGAACAAGAAGAAUACACUCGUGUUGAAAGAAUCGUUGACUCCGAAAGAAUUGAAACCGAAAAUGGCGAAACUAAGUUACAAUACUAUUGUAAGUGGAGAAGACUCUACUAUGACGAAUGUUCUUGGGAAGAUGCUGAAGAAAUUGCUAAGAUUGCUCCCGAUCAAGUAGCCAAGUAUCAGCAAAGGUUGAAGUCUAAGAUAUUGCCAAACUUGUCAGCUAAUUACCCAUUGUCACAAAGACCUAGAUUUGAAAAGUUGGUUAAACAGCCUGUUUUUAUCAAGAAUGGAGAGUUGAGAGAUUUCCAGUUGACCGGUUUGAACUGGAUGGCUUUCUUGUGGUCUAGAAACGAAAACGGUAUUCUUGCUGAUGAAAUGGGGUUGGGUAAGACUGUGCAAACUGUUUCAUUUCUCUCUUGGUUGAUUUAUUCUAGAAGGCAGAAUGGCCCUCAUAUUGUUGUUGUGCCAUUGUCAACAAUUCCAGCUUGGCAAGAGACCUUUGAGAAGUGGUCUCCUGAUGUAAACUGUGUUUAUUACUUAGGUAAUACUCAGGCACGAAAGACCAUCAGAGACUACGAAUUCUACGGAUCCAACAAUAAGCCUAAAUUCAACAUAUUGUUAACUACAUAUGAAUACAUUUUGAAGGACCGCAACGAAUUGGGUGCUUUCAAAUGGCAAUUCUUGGCUGUUGAUGAAGCUCAUAGAUUGAAGAAUGCUGACUCCUCGUUAUAUGAAUCGUUGAAGAGUUUUAAGGUUGCCAACAGAUUGUUGAUUACUGGGACACCUUUGCAAAACAAUAUUAAGGAAUUGGCCGCUUUGGUUAACUUCUUGAUGCCUGGCAAAUUCGAUAUUGAGCAAGAAAUCGAUUUUGAAACUCCUGAUGAAGAGCAGGAAUUGUACAUUAAAGACUUACAGAAAAAGAUCCAGCCUUUCAUAUUGAGAAGAUUGAAAAAGGACGUGGAGAAAUCCCUUCCUUCCAAGACAGAAAGAAUCUUGAGAGUAGAAUUAUCAGAUAUCCAGACUGAGUACUACAAGAACAUUAUCACUAAAAACUAUUCUGCUUUGAAUGCUGGAAAUAAGGGCGCUCAGAUCUCGUUGUUGAACGUGAUGAGUGAGUUGAAGAAGGCGUCUAACCAUCCUUACCUUUUCGAUGGUGCUGAGAACAGAGUUUUAGCCAAGGUUGGUUCUGCUACUAGGGAUAACAUCUUGAGAGGUAUGAUUAUGUCUUCUGGUAAGAUGGUUUUGCUUGAACAAUUAUUAACCAGAUUGAAAAAGGAAGGUCACAGAGUCUUAAUCUUCUCUCAAAUGGUCAGAAUUUUGGAUAUUCUUGGCGAUUAUUUAUCGAUCAAGGGUUACCAGUUCCAAAGAUUGGAUGGUGGGAUACCGUCUGCUCAAAGAAGAAUCUCUAUUGACCAUUUCAACGCUCCAGAAUCAAAGGAUUUCAUCUUUUUGUUGUCCACUAGAGCUGGUGGGUUAGGAAUUAAUUUAAUGACCGCUGACACUGUUAUCAUAUUUGACUCUGAUUGGAACCCUCAAGCUGAUUUGCAGGCAAUGGCCAGAGCUCAUAGAAUUGGUCAGAAGAAUCAUGUGUCGGUUUACAGAUUCGUUAGUAAAGAUACUGUUGAGGAGCAGAUCUUGGAAAGGGCUAGGAAAAAGAUGAUUUUGGAGUACGCCAUUAUUUCGUUGGGAAUCACAGAUCCCAACUCGAAGAAGAGCAAGACCGAACCAUCAACAGGUGAAUUGAGUCAAAUCUUGAAGUUUGGUGCUGGCAAUAUGUUCAAAGAAAACGAUAACCAAAAGAAGUUGGAAGAUUUGAACUUGGAUGAUGUAUUAAAUCAUGCUGAAGAUCAUGUCACUACUCCUGACCUUGGAGAGUCCAACUUGGGUUCUGAAGAAUUUUUAAAACAGUUCGAAGUUACAGAUUACAAGGCCGAUGUUGAAUGGGACGAUAUCAUCCCUCAAGAAGAAUUGGCCAAGUUGAAGGACGAGGAGAAAAAGAAGGCGGAUGAGAUCUACUUGGAAGAACAAAUUGCUAUGUACUCGAGAAGAAAAGCUGCCGUUCGUAAAUUUGAAAAUGGAUCGGUUGCUCCAAGUGAUGACGAAGAUGAAGAUUCUUCUCUGGGUAGACAACCAAGACUGAAGCAUGCCGGCGACCAUCAACUUUCUGAAAAGGAAAUUAGAGGUAUAUACAGAUCAAUCUUGAGACUUGGUGAUUUGACUGGAAGGUGGGAGCAAUUGGUUGAAGAAGGAAGUGUCACAAACAAGAAUCCCGUUUUGGUCAAACAUGCCUACAAUGAGAUUAUCAACACUUCCAAACAAUUAGUAAAGGAAGAAGAAAUCAGAAGAACUAAAGCCUUGGCCGAUUUGGAAAGAAAGGCUAUUGAGCAAAGAGAAAAGGGAGCUGUAGAAAAUCCAACGGCCUUGUGGAUUGCCAAGAAGAAGGAAAAGAAGGCCGUCUUAUUCGAAUACCAGGGGGUCAAGAAUAUUAAUGCUGAGUUGGUAUUGAAUAGACCUGUGGACAUGAAGAUGCUUGACAGUAUGAUUCCUAAGGAAAACCCUACUUCAUUUGAAUUGCCCAGACCUCCUAAGCUGGUGUCAGCCUGGUCUUGCGAUUGGUCUGAAAAGGACGAUGCCAUGUUGUUGGUUGGUGUUUUCAAAUUCGGAUAUGGAUCUUGGGUUCAGAUUCGUGACGACACUGUUUUGGGAUUGCAGACAAAGCUCUUCUUAGAAGGCUCUACGAAUCCUAAGGAAGCAAAUACAGUGAGUACUGCUCCUGCUGGUGAAGCUGGCUCUGGUGCUCCAGUUGAAGAAAAGGCAGUUAAAAAGGUGCCAGGCUCUGUGCAUUUGGGUAGAAGAGUAGAUUACUUGUUCUCGUUACUCAGAGGUGACGAUGACCGUGCAAAUGGAGGCUCCACUCCUUCUGGUGUUACUAUUAAGAAGAAAGUGAGAAGACCAAAGACGGAAACGCCGGUUCCAGCAGGUAAAGCUAAAGCCGCAGCUAGGUCACAAUCUCCCGAAACUAACCUCAAGAAGUCUAAGGUGAGAAGCAUUGCUCCAAAGGCGUCCCCAUCUAGUCCCGCUGGUAACUCUCCAAAGGUAGAUUCUGGAGCUCACACACACUCUAGUCAGCACCAGCCACAUCACAACAACAAUUCCAAGGAUGAUGAUAAAGAUCUUGAAUACGAUAGCAUGGAUGAAGGGUACUGCAAGGACGUAUUGAAGCCCGUUGCAAAGUCGUUGAUGAGACUCCACAAAGGAAAUCAAGGAUUUGAAAAACACGAAUGGGCCAACAUCUUGAAAACGGAAUUGCUCACCGUGGGCGACUUUAUUGGCACAGUUGUCAAGCCGUUGGACGGUAAACCAGAAGGAAAUAAGUUGCAGAAGCAUUUAUGGUCGUAUUCUAGACUCUACUGGCCAGCUAAAGUUCCUUCGAAAAAGAUCUUCGACAUGUACACUAGACUAAAGACCAAAUCUGGCCAAAACACUAAGUAAUUACGUUUACAGAUGUAUGUAUAUACAAUACAAGAGAAUUUGCUCUAUAG
Molecule: messenger RNA, 4665 nt
Organism: Scheffersomyces stipitis CBS 6054
Lineage: Eukaryota; Fungi; Ascomycota; Pichiomycetes; Serinales; Debaryomycetaceae
Gene: CHD1
Product: chromatin-remodeling ATPase
Exons: 1
Coding region: 371-4615 (1414 amino acids)
Biological process (GO): regulation of transcription by RNA polymerase II; nucleosome organization
Cellular component (GO): chromatin; nucleus
Molecular function (GO): ATP binding; ATP hydrolysis activity; histone binding
Source: RefSeq, a predicted model, not a curated record